Dentiscutata erythropus is the source of this 531-nucleotide messenger RNA. NCBI's taxonomy places the organism in Eukaryota, Fungi, Glomeromycota, Glomeromycetes, Diversisporales, Gigasporaceae. The record is from the annotation of a GenBank genome assembly.
AUGCUUGAAGAAGCAAAUCCUAACUUGAAGAAUUUCUUUGCCAAUAUGUAUACUAUAUUAAUACCAGACAAUUGUUCACCUUAUAAUAAAAAGGACGAUAAGAAAAAAAUUGGCACAAUAUUAUACUUAAUAGUACGAAUAUGCAAUAAGCAUGCUAAUAAUUUUAAAUUAGAACUUGCUUUGUAUCUUGCAGAAUCUGGAGUAACUUGUGAUGCAAUUAAUAUGUUAAGCAGCACUAGACUUUCGGUUACUCAUCAAACCAUAUAUAACUACAAAAAAAAAAUUGCUGAUGAGUAUUCAAUAAGGCAAGAUUAUCUAGAUGCAUUAAAUAUUAUUUUAAAUUAUAAUAAAGAAAUAGGUCAUCUUGAUGGUAAUAUAGCACCAAUCAUUGCAAAUUGGCCAGGUCAGCGCUAUAUUCGUCAAGCACUUACCUAUUUUCAUAACAAAAAUGAUACUUCAAUAUCAAAAGAAAUAGUAUUAUUUGUUUCUUUACUUGGGCUCUUACACAUUGCUCUUAAUACAAAAGAACAG